Messenger RNA from Temnothorax curvispinosus, 1199 nucleotides. Its product is annotated as PR domain zinc finger protein 2-like. The coding region runs from base 1 to 1131 and encodes 376 amino acids. The record is from RefSeq and is a predicted model, not a curated record. The transcript has 4 exons. Lineage: Eukaryota; Metazoa; Arthropoda; Insecta; Hymenoptera; Formicidae.
AUGCCGCGCGAGAUCGCGCCCGAACGCUCGUUUGAGAAAAAAGAAAGCGCGACCGCGGUUCAAGGUCGCUCGUCUGGACCAAAAUCGACUGGGCUAGUCACUGUGGCUUCGUACAGGAGAAGACAUCACCUUGCGGAGGAGGUGCCAGGACUCUACAUUCGGCGCCUAACGCUCGAGGAUCCCAGGAGGAGGGAACCGUCCGGUUCAAGGUCGCCGUCCCCGGCGCGCCAUAUCUGUCAUCCUCGUAGCGGCUGUACGCGCUUGGCGCGAGGUUCCUCGAGCUACAGAUCUUGGCUGGAAAGGAUUCGGAAGGAGAGCCCGGCUUUCUUAACAAUAGUAUCGCUGGAACUCCCGGAAUCGCCGAUUCCUUUAAUAGAGUUCCAAGCAAACGCGCGUUGGAGACGUGACGAGUCCAAUGUAGUCGUGAAAGACAAGGAUGAUAUUUUAGACGAAUUUCUAAAGAGGGUCACGGAGAUUGAAAAGGAUAGAGAAAAAGAAGGCCACGUAGGAAGAAGCAGCGUGUCCCGGAAAAGUCGUCGCAGUAGCAGAAAGGACAGCGAAUCUUUGGAAUGCACGAAAACACCCGCCACACUCGAGGAAUGCACGAAAAACAUUAUCGAAGGACCGAGCCGCGAAGGACCGACUCGACCGCAGGAUACCGGCGACGACUGCAUAUGCUCCGAGAUACCGAAGGAUCUGCGAAUUAACAUUCGCAGGAAGACGGAGAUCGCGCGUACUCCGCCGUGUACUCCGAGUCCGGAAGUGACUCACGCCAUUCGGAUCGCGAUGAAGUAUCACGGCCGGUCGGGAUGCAAAGUCGGAGAGGACGAGAGUCUAGAGGAAGAGGAGGAAGAGGAGGAGGAGGAGGAGAAGGAGGAGGACGACGAAAAGCGAGCGGAUGAAGAGGCGGAGAAUGGCAGGAGGACGAAGAACGAGGGGAGCAAGAAGGAUCUUCAAGGUCCAUCGAACGCGAGGAAGGAAUCGGUGAAGCACGACGCUCGCUGCGUCGGUGCGAACGCCACGUUAGACUUCACGCUAAAUUGCAAUAGCGUGCGACUCACUACUCGUGACACGAGUUUGAAAGCAGCGUCGAGAGGCGAGAGGCAGGAACGGCCGGAAACGCGAAGUUAGUUCGCGUGGGUUUCCUCUCGAAAGUGUUUCGCUCGAGAUCCCGUGUUCCACACGAUGGAUGCUCCGCU